Molecule: messenger RNA, 1098 nt
Organism: Anneissia japonica
Lineage: Eukaryota; Metazoa; Echinodermata; Crinoidea; Comatulida; Comatulidae
Exons: 2
Coding region: 8-694 (228 amino acids)
Source: RefSeq, a predicted model, not a curated record
UUUAGUCAUGUUUGGUGACGCUUCCCCUUUAUCACCUCACCCUGUAUUAUUUCUGACUGGAAUCGGGCUAAUGUUGUCCGUAUAUCCACAGACAAUACCGGGGUUUUGUGUUUGGAAUACUACAAAUCCUAGUGAAGAACGGAAGUCAGAAACUCCUUUGGAGGAGCGAAGUGCUAACAAUGCGGCGUCUCGGAAAGCAAAACGUCAUGGUGUUGGCUUAACAAACACUCAGUCGAACUACAUCCGAGAACAAAAAAUGGCAAUGCAAGGUUCUAACGACUACCAACCAGUACUUAUCAAUAUAACGAAUGAACAACAAGCAGAUAUAUUGGCGAUAUACGGCUCGUAUUUUGAAAAAGAGAACAGCUUACAAGAGACGCAGGAACAAAUGGCUUUUAGUAGAGUUGCCAGAGCAGUUGUGGAAGUGUGUCCAAGGAUAACUUCCUGGGAUGAAGUGACCCUAGUGAGAAGUGCCGAUGGCAGAUACCUGCAAGUCGUUCAACUUCCAGAUGAAGACCUUAAACAAUGGAUUUUACAAGAAUCCUGCCAAAACCCAGUGUCGAACGUGAUCAACAAUGUUAGCUGUGAGAAAAGGGAGCGCCUGGUUCGUGCAGUGGUCAUUGAUCCAGAUAUUAUGCUCAUCAAUGCUGUUGAUGUUGUCGUGUACUGUUGCGCAGCUUAUACAACUUUAUAAUUGCGUAGAAUUACUGGCACACUGUGUUUUACAGACAGUGGUCCAGCUCAUUACUCAAAUAUAUUAAUAGGCCCUAUUGCCUUUUAUUGUUAUUAUUAUUAAUAACUGAAAUCACACAAAACAUGAGUUUUCAUCAUCAUACAUCUGGUAAUAUCUUAAUGAGUUUAUUUAAUAUGAUAAUAUUAUCUAAUAAUAAGUUCAUUUGUUUCAAAAUAAACAAACUAUCUUUUUCAAUAGUAUAACCGUAUACGUUUCUUCAACUGCAAUUGCCGUGACCACGAUAGGCCUAUUAUAGUGUAUAAUACAGUGGCGUAUGGCGUAUUGAAAUUGGAGUGUGGCGAGGUUGGGGUGACGAAGCUAAAUAUAGAGCUCCUCGGUGAUUAAACGAGAAAACGCUAAAAGAA